This is a messenger RNA of Trichoderma virens Gv29-8, 1554 nucleotides long. RefSeq lists its product as uncharacterized. Gene Ontology annotation, molecular function: hydrolase activity, acting on carbon-nitrogen (but not peptide) bonds. The coding region runs from base 1 to 1554 and encodes 517 amino acids. Lineage: Eukaryota; Fungi; Ascomycota; Sordariomycetes; Hypocreales; Hypocreaceae. The record is from RefSeq and is a predicted model, not a curated record. The transcript has a single exon.
AUGAUCAUAAGGGAUGGCAUCAUUCAAUAUGUUGGUCCUGAAGCAAGCGCAGAGGUAGCAGCCGCUAAAGCCGCCGGGGCGACGAUUAAAGAUCUCGGGAAUCAGACUGUUCUCCCUGGAUUCAUCGAUGGGCACCUCCACCUUCUGCUGGUUGGACAGGCUCUCACUAAAGUUGGCUUGGAGGCCUGCAAGAGCUUGGAAGACAUUCGAGCCGAGAUCAAGCGAUAUGCCGAAACCCAUCCAGAUGUGCCUCGUAUCUUUUGUCGCGGCUGGAUGCACUCCAUGACUCCCGAAGGCGUCGAUUCCACUCUGUUGGAUGAUCUAGAUCCAAGGCCGAUUUUCGUUGACACCAAAGACUUGCAUUCGACCUGGUGCAACACGGUAGGGUUAGAGGAGGUACUCCGUGUUAUGGACAUUCCAGAUGAUGCCCCAGAUCCAGCGGGCGGAACUUUCCAGCGAGGAAAAGACGGCAAACUUAAUGGCGUCUUCAACGAAAGCGCCGUGUUCGAAUACAUCUGGCCCUUUACAGCCAAGGUUGCGUCCAUCGAGCAGCGGAAAGAGUCGAUCAAGGCUGCCAUCACAGCGUUCAACUCGGUUGGUUAUACCGGAAUGGUUGACAUGGCCAUGGACGAGACAAUCUGGGAGCCUCUGGUUGCGCUACGAAAUGAAGAGGGCCUGGGUGGCAUGCGAAUUGCCGCGUAUUGGCUCAUGAAGCCCAGCGAUUCUCUCGAGAAUGUGAUCCCUCAGGUUGACCGUGCCAUCGAACUGGCUGGACAGUAUAACUCUCGCAGUACGCCAGAUUGUCGCAUUGUCGGCAUCAAGGUCAUUUGCGACGGGAUCAUUGAUGCAUGUACUGCUUCGCUCACUGAGCCGUACUCAACGGGAAUAAAUCCCGACCCUAUCUGGCCAGAGGAGUUUUUGAAUACCAUUGUAUCCAAGGCCCAUGCAGCAGGACUCCAAGUUGCACUACAUGCAAUUGGUAAUCGGACGAUCCGCAUGGCGAUUGAUGUUCUGGAGAAGAACACAGAUCGCUCGCGCCGUCCCCGCAUCGAGCAUAUCGAGCUUUCCAACGCGGAAGAUGCUGUGCGUUUGGGCAAAUUGGGCAUCACAGCAUCUAUUCAGCCGGUACACUCAGAUCCCGCUAUCCUGCGAGCCUGGCCAAGGCUCAUCGGCGAACACCGAUGCAAGAGGGCAUUCGCCUACCGCGAGUUUGCAGAUGGAGGAGCACCCCUAGCUCUCGGCUCUGACGCGCCUACAGCUCCUCAUUUCCCGAUUCCCAACAUGUAUGUGGCGACGACGAGGAGAUCAUACCGCGAACCCGAAUUGGAGACUGUCGUGAACCCGGAGUUUGCCCUUACAGUGUGUCAGGCUGUCGUGGCAGCAACGCAUGGAUCGGCGUAUUCGACAUUUGCGGAUGAAUGGACAGGAAGCUUGAGGAAGGGUCUUAAGGCGGAUUUCGUGGUGUGCGAUGUUGAACUGAAACCCGAGAGUUUGAUAAGGGGAGUGGUGAAGGAGACAUGGUUUGAAGGAAAUCAGGUUUACAAGGCAGAGUAG